This is a messenger RNA of Emericellopsis atlantica, 2667 nucleotides long. RefSeq names its product amidase signature domain-containing protein. NCBI's taxonomy places the organism in Eukaryota, Fungi, Ascomycota, Sordariomycetes, Hypocreales, Bionectriaceae. The record is from RefSeq and is a predicted model, not a curated record. The transcript has 9 exons. The coding region runs from base 260 to 2200 and encodes 646 amino acids.
GUUGUCAAUCGGAUGCCAUAAAUUUUGGUCCCACACACUGAUAAGCUCACCGAAUCCCGAACCUUCUUAUCGAAGCUCACCGAGGCGGCACGUCACGCGUCGAACUUACACCCUUGAGUUGAGCUGUCGUCGAUCAUCCUUUGUGUCGCUUGGUCCUUUUUUCUUCUUUUCUUUUUUCGAGAUCGUCACUCUUGGUUUGGCUCUCUUGGAAGCCCUCGCCUCCCAUUGCACAAGCUCAAUUCAUCAACUUAUCAUUACAAUGACUCUUAUAUGCAACUCGUGCUCUUCAUCUUCUAAGCAUUGUUCUUGCGCUGGUCGGCAAGAAGGUCCAACCCAGGAGACAGGCGCACCCAUUGAAACCUGCAAGGUUGGCGAUGCCGAGUACCUAAUCCAUCCUCAAAUAUUGGCCGCUAUCCAGGCAGAUAUCAAGCCCAGCGCUCUCAUCCCAGUCACCCUGCUCAACACAGAUGAGAUCUUCAACGACAGACUUGAACAAAUCCUGAACGAAUUUGACGCCACUGAUGAUGUGUUUCGACCGGAGUUUGGUUCGGUCCUUGUUGAGAAGCCAACGUCAUCUUCACUCGUGGAAGAUGGCAUUGCUACUCGACGGAGUACCUUUCAGCAAGCCAAGUACUCCAAAACGCUGUACGCGCUUCGAUGUCCGGGAGCCCGCUCGCUUGCGGACUUGAAAGAGCUUCCUUCAGGUCCUUAUUUCCUCCGAGGCCCCAACAUACACGCAGCGUAUGCUCUUCACGUUGACACGUACCAGGCCUUCACCAGGGGCUUGAUCCCAGAUGAUGUUUUCCAACCGCAAAGAUACCAAGAAUUCACCCUCCUGGCUCAAGGUGGUCUGUUUGCUUCGAUCGCUGUGCCGUCGACUCUGUAUUUUCGAAAGGACAAAGGCGGCCUGCGUGGUGUCCGGAUCUCCAUCAGCGAGUCGAUGAGGCUAGAAGGGGUGCGCGAAAGUUUUGCCAACAGAGACUACACACUGUUUAACCGCAUCAGCGCCGAGACCAAUGCUAUGGCCCAGCACCUAAUCGAUUUAGGGGCGGUCAUUGUAGGUCAGACAAAAGUCCCCGAGCUUCUGGCUGGCGGUUGGGAGGACUCAACCAAGCCCUGGAACCCUCGCGGUGACCAGCUCCAGGAUUCUGGGGCUGGAUCGUCAGGAGCAGCAGUUGCUGUUGCAGGCUACGACUGGAUUCGAAUGGCCUUCGCCGUCGACUCAUUCGGUGGAUUGCGAAUCCCAGCUGCCCGAAACGGAGCUUAUGCUGUACGCACAUCCUCUGACCGGCAAUCUCAGGGUGACCAGCUGUUCAACGAUGACCUAGAUGGCUAUGGGGUAGCAGCAAGAUCCUGUGCGGAUCUGCAGCUUGCCUCCUCUGCCAUUAGCCAAAACACGAUGCCCAGAAGUCUCAUGCAGAGCUCCAGGUCUCAGAUGGCCACCAGGGUCAUCAGUCUAGACUGGGGCACCACGGGCGAAGACAUGUUUUCUCCAGAGCAAAGAAACUGCUUAGAGCAACUGUAUCGGAAGAUACGCCGGGUACUCAACGUCCAAGUCGAAUCCAUGAAUCUGGAAGAAGAAUGGCAACGCCACAAGCCUGCAGGCCCAGGCCUGCUAGAACAAGUCGGUGUUGCGCCAUAUAAACUCCUGAGCAGAACCUGGAGGCACUACUUUGACGGUUUCUGGGCGUACUACAAACGGUGGUAUGGCCGAGAACCGUUCUCUGACCUUCAGACUCGACGAUCGCGUGACCUGGGCCAUCUUGGUGGGGAGGAAGCGACUUGCCUUCGCAACGACCUGAUCGCCUUCAGGCACUGGUUUCGAAAGCUUGUCGAAGCGAAGAGUAUGAAUGCAAAUGAGCGCACUCUCGUCAUAUUUCCUGACGUUGUUGUUGAGCCCACCGACCGACGGCAUGAGUCUACACCGGAUCCAGAGACUCUAACCUACUCACAAUUCCUCACUCAUUGGUUGUCACCAAUCACGAGAUGUUCGCAAGUAGUGGUUCCCUUUUCCCAAAUCGAGACAUCGCUAGAGAGCAAUCCUGAGAUCAAAGAAUGGGCGCUACCGGUGACAGUGUCACUCCUAUCAACGAGCGAUGCGAGCGAUCUUCUGGAGAGCGUGCAGGGCAUCAUCGAUUGCUGCACGUCCGAGGUGCAGACGGGCGAAUGGACCUUUCCUCAAGACUUAGUCUCCCAGUGAAGAUAGGACAGCGAAAGCGUGGUGCGGGUAAAGACGAUUGUCAGACUCGUCUCAACGUCGCUGUCAAGUUGAUUCGGGUACUGCAAAUGCCUAGACAUCAACCGCCUUGUUCGUGAUGAAUCAUCCUCACUGGUUUGCAGGUGAUCGACCAGGUCUAGAGCACAAUGCUGUCAUCAGAAUCCGUGCAACAUAGUGUUCCUUGUUUGUACGUGGGAAACCACACAAAGCCCAUUUCUUAUCGCAAACAGGGAUCGCCCAGUCGUGGAUGGUGGGGAAUUGGGAGUCCAGAACUAUCUUUUUUCUUGGGCAUACCUUGGGCAGCAGCAUUGCCAGUGACCAGUCUGUCCUAUCCCAUGACACGCCGCACUAUCGUGGGCUCGCUGUCCGAUUUCCGCAGCUUGACAGACUGGAUGUCCGAGGCGGUGACGGUCAAACAACCAGCCUGGACUUGGUGAAUUGUGGGACAA